This is a messenger RNA of Tupaia belangeri chinensis (Chinese tree shrew), 1716 nucleotides long. RefSeq names its product solute carrier family 25 member 48 (gene SLC25A48). The transcript has 7 exons. The coding region runs from base 547 to 1701 and encodes 384 amino acids. Lineage: Eukaryota; Metazoa; Chordata; Mammalia; Scandentia; Tupaiidae. The record is from RefSeq and is a predicted model, not a curated record. Gene Ontology annotation, biological process: transmembrane transport. Gene Ontology annotation, cellular component: mitochondrion. Gene Ontology annotation, molecular function: transmembrane transporter activity.
AAUACUUCCCGGUCUUGGGUAAAGCCUUCCUCCUUGCCUCUUGUAAUGAGCUUUGCAACAAAACAAAACAAAACAAAACAAACAAAAAAAACACAACGUCCCCGAAGCCGUUUCCAGUAUCAGACCUAAGGGUGAACAAUUACAGGCGCCAGCUUUCGCUUUUGCUUCCAAGGCGCUGAGGACCAGCUUGGAGGCUGACCCGGGAGACAAUGAGAGACAGAAGAAGGUGCUAAGGGAAUUCCACUUGGCGGCCCUCCCCUCUUUGGGCCUGGGGUGUGCCAAGCGCAGUGAACCCUCCUCCUCCUGCCUGAGUGCUGAGCCUUUAAAGUCCACUAGGGGCGGGAUGUUAGCGGACCACGGGCACUUGGAGAGGUGAGCGCGACAGCGUGAGACUUGGGACUGGGUUUGGAGUAGAACCUGCAGUGUACUCCGAGACUCCGACUGUCUUCCUCCAGCACGCUCGGGCCAUGCGGGGAAGACGCUGAGCCGGCACUGUACCGGCUCCGACUCCGGGACCGGACAGCGCGGAGCCGCACGGCACAGACCAUGGGCAACUUUCAGCUGGAAGACUUUGUGGCGGGCUGGAUCGGAGGUGCAGCCAGUGUCAUCGUCGGCUAUCCUCUGGACACAGUCAAGACUCGCCUGCAGGCCGGCGUCGGCUAUGGGAACACCCUCAGCUGCAUCCGCAUGGUGUACAGGCGGGAGAGCGUGUUCGGCUUCUUCAAGGGCAUGUCCUUCCCCCUUGCCAGCAUUGCCGUCUACAACUCGGUGGUGUUCGGGGUCUUCAGUAACACGCAGAGGUUCCUCAGUCAGCACCGCUGCAGGGAGCCCGAGGCCAGCCCUCCCCGCACCCUGUCGGACCUGCUCCUGGCCAGCAUGGUGGCUGGUGUGGUCUCUGUCGGGCUGGGUGGGCCUGUGGACCUUAUCAAGAUCCGGUUGCAGAUGCAAACACAGCCGUUUCAGGAAGCCAACCUCGGUUUGAAGCCCAGGGUGACUGCUCUUGGGGAGCAGCCAGCAUACCAGGGACCCGUGCACUGCAUUGCAACCAUCGUGAAGAAUGAGGGCCUGGCGGGGCUCUACCGCGGGGCCAGUGCCAUGCUGCUGAGGGACGUCCCUGGCUAUUGCCUCUACUUUAUACCCUACAUAUUUCUGAGUGAGUGGAUUACGCCUGAGGCCUGCACAGCACCCAGCCCCUGCGCCGUGUGGCUGGCGGGCGGCAUGGCAGGUGUUUUUCAGAGGCAUCACAGUGAACGCGGUGCGGGGCUUCCCCAUGAGCGCAGCCAUGUUCCUGGGGUACGAGCUGUCGCUGCAAGCCAUCCGCGGGGACCAGGCGGUGACGAGCCCUUGAGUGCCAGGCUGAUGCUGAGGACAGCUCCAAGCCCGGCGGUAGUGCACUUACUGAAGAGAAAGGUGACUCCUCGUCCCAGCGGACUCUGCACUCGGUGGGCCUCCGCGGACUGCGCUGACCUCCAGGCCCUUCCUCCACAAUUCAGCACUCUGCUCCUCACUCCUGCCCGGGCCACCACGCUGCUGUUUUGGGAGGAAGCAACGGGCCAUUGGCACACGGAUGGCCCCCUAUUGCAGCUCAAGAUUAGCCCCUGGUACCAGGCAGGGCCAAAUGGACCCCGUUCCAGGACCAUUAUAAACACACCGGGAACUCACCAGGAGCAGGAGCAGGAACUGGCUCUGCAUUCCAAAUAAAAGCAUUGCAAAGUU